This is a messenger RNA of Volvox carteri f. nagariensis, 1038 nucleotides long. Its product is annotated as DNA repair protein (X-ray repair). Gene Ontology annotation, biological process: telomere maintenance via recombination; t-circle formation; double-strand break repair via synthesis-dependent strand annealing. NCBI's taxonomy places the organism in Eukaryota, Viridiplantae, Chlorophyta, Chlorophyceae, Chlamydomonadales, Volvocaceae. Bases 1 to 1038 code for a protein of 345 amino acids. The record is from RefSeq and is a predicted model, not a curated record. Gene Ontology annotation, cellular component: replication fork; Rad51C-XRCC3 complex. Gene Ontology annotation, molecular function: four-way junction DNA binding; ATP-dependent DNA damage sensor activity; ATP binding. The transcript is spliced from 9 exons.
AUGUUGCGGCCAAUCGACCUGACUCAGGAGACGGUGCUGAAGACAACUCUUGGUUGCUCCGUGAUAGACGGCUUCUUGAGAGGCGAAUCAACCGCUGGUAAGACGCAACUGGUGCUUCAGAGCCUUUUGACCGUGCAACUCCCACAAAGCGAGGGCGGGCUUAACGGCAAGGCUGUGUACAUCUACACUGAAGGUAAACCCCCGGUGGAGCGCCUGCAAGCCAUCCUAGCCAACCGUUUCCAGGGGCGACCUGACGUCAGCCUAGCCAACGUGCUAAUCGAGGAGCGCCCUAUUGCCACACCGGAAGAUCUACUGAGAUCUGUACGGCAGCUCGAGGCGCUACUGGAGAGGGAGGCGGCGGUGCCGCCGCUGCCGCCGCCACAUCUAACUUCCGGAGGUGGCGCCGCGGGAGCGAGUGGUGGCCGUCGGGUGGUUCGACUGCUUGUAAUCGACUCCGUGGCUCGCGUAUUCCGCGAUGUCGCGGAGGGGGACGAGCCACAGGUACAACAGCUGCAGCGCCGAGCCACGCAGCUAUUCGGGCUUGCAACCCUACUCAAGCGGUUAGCCCAGCAGCACCAGCUGGCCGUUCUGCUAACCAACCAGGUGAUGGACGACUUCAACGACUCGGACUCACAAGCUGUAACGUCACGGCCGUUCUUGCAACUGAUGUGUGGACUGGACUUGACCUACAUACUCUACUGGGGUCCGCAUGGGGUUCGGGGUCCUCCUAUUUGGCAGGUGACAGCACCAGGGUCCAGGGCGGCGCCGCUGCUCAGCUCCGGUCGCCGAGUGCUACCGGCGCUGGGGCUGGCCUGGGCCAACUGCGUCAAUUGCCGCCUAUUCGCCGCACGACACGACUCCUGGAAUGGUGUCGUCGUACGCAGCCUGCAGGUGGUAUUUGCGCCCUACCUACCGCACUCCUACUGUUGCUUCCGAGUUGAUCACCAGGGCGUCUGGGGGUUAGCGGAGGAAAGCGGCGACGACGGACUGGGGGCCAAUAAGCCGUUGCCCCCCAGUGACGUGCAGCCGCUCCGAUAA